UAUCAUGAGCUUCUGGGAACGUCACAAGCACAACAUUUACAAGUACGGCCACAUUUAUGCCACUCUCUAUGGUCUGAUGGUCAUCAAUUACAUACCUCAACGUUCGACUAACACGUUCGCGUAUCGGCUCGCUAAUAUUUAUGGUCACGCGCUUAGCAUUUGUCUCAUUGUGGUGUUGCCAAUUUAUUUUGUGCGCAACAUUUCCGCACUCACCGCGGCCCACGAUCAGCGGGGUCAACUAUUGCAGCUCGUCAAUUUCGCAAACACACUGCUGAAGUACAUAACUGUUGUUGUGACGUAUAUUGCAAACUUCGCACAUUACGCAGCCAUACGCGCUGUCACCAGAGAGCGACAGCAACUCGAAGAUGAUUUCGAUGGUAGUUUACGUGCAGCAACGGGUUACGACGAGCAUCCGCGACGUCAAUUCGAGGCAAUGCUGCUCUUUAAGUUCGCCCUCAUCAACGCUAUGAUGGUCGUACAGGUGGGCAAUAUACUCUUUCAGCACUUUACGGGCGCACAUUCAGUGCGUGUCUACAUUGCCAUCUACACAUUUGUGCUGUGGAAUUACACCGAAAAUAUGGCUGACUACUUCUACUUCAUCAACAGCAGCGCAUUGAAGUUUUACCAGCAACUCAAUCAGCAGCUGCGACAGGUGGUGCGCGAGGCUAAGCUGUUACACUAUUUCCGACUGUGCGGUCAACGACGCGGCACAGUGCCGCAUUUUUGUGGCUUAUUGUGCGACCGUCUGGAUACGUUGGUCCAGCGUUACCAGCAAAUUAAUCGGCUGUACCAAGACAGCUUGACUAUGCAUCAGUUCCAAAUACUCGGUAUGGUCUUCAUCACGCUCAUCAGCAAUCUCACCAACUCAUUUAUACUCUUCAAUCUCUUCGUAAAGCAUUCAGGGGCAAGCGCCUCACCAGCCAUAGUGCUGAAUGCGCUGCAUGCCAUUAUCUUCUACGUGGACACAUACAUUGUGGCGCUAGUCAGCGAGAACAUCAGCCUGGAAAUGCAGAACAUUAAUCAAACCUUGCGGCAGUUCAAUCAGUUUAGCAUGCUGGAUGUGCGCCUACAGCAGACGCUGGAAGCUCUCACUCUUUUCGUGAUGAACAAUAAAGUGGAGGUGCGUAUCUGUGGCCUCUUCGUGUUGGACCGGAGACUCACAUAUCUGACGGCGGCCACCGGAUUGUCAUACUUCAUAACGCUCGUGCAGUUCGAUUUGAAUCUGACGUAGCGCGUUAAAGAAAUUUAAUUUUGAAACACGGUAACAUUAAACCACUACUUUGUACAUAUUUCUGUGUAACUUACUUGAGGCUGCUUC
Ceratitis capitata (Mediterranean fruit fly) is the source of this 1318-nucleotide messenger RNA. It is a transcript of the gene Gr10a, whose product is annotated as gustatory receptor 10a. The record is from RefSeq and is a predicted model, not a curated record. NCBI's taxonomy places the organism in Eukaryota, Metazoa, Arthropoda, Insecta, Diptera, Tephritidae. Gene Ontology annotation, cellular component: axon; membrane; dendrite. Gene Ontology annotation, molecular function: sweet taste receptor activity. Gene Ontology annotation, biological process: sensory perception of taste. The transcript is spliced from 2 exons. The coding region runs from base 5 to 1231 and encodes 408 amino acids.